Ruditapes philippinarum (Manila clam) is the source of this 3225-nucleotide messenger RNA. Its product is annotated as mediator of RNA polymerase II transcription subunit 12-like protein. Gene Ontology annotation, biological process: regulation of transcription by RNA polymerase II. Gene Ontology annotation, molecular function: transcription coactivator activity. The record is from RefSeq and is a predicted model, not a curated record. Lineage: Eukaryota; Metazoa; Mollusca; Bivalvia; Venerida; Veneridae. Gene Ontology annotation, cellular component: mediator complex.
AUCGUAAGAAAAGUUAAUCGUGCAUUUGACUAAACGAAAGUAAUCCAAAAUGGCCGCUUUUCCAAGUCAGGAUAAGCGGCCUUUAAAAAAGGCUAGAUUGGGACCGCCAGAUGUUUAUCCACAGGACCCAAAGCAAAAAGAGGAUGAACUCACGUCAACCAGUGUUAAGCUUGGAUUCAGUAAUUUGCCACACUUCAAUGAUGAAUAUGGAUCCGGGAAGAAUGCGAACAUCAGUCAAGAGAAGUUUGGAGCAUUCUUCAGUGCGGUGAUGACUAAGAAGAUAGAAUUGAACACAUGGAGUGACAGUAGCAAAAAGAAGCCCCAGAUUAUGAAAGAUAAUUUCUGGCCGGUUACAACAACAAAGAAACCUCUCGUAGAAAACUGGUUUAAAGAUUUGGCCUCAGGAUCUAAGCCUCUAGCACACCUGAGCAAACGAGUGCCGUCCUUUUUCUACAGUAAGAAAGAGGAAAUAUUCACCAACCUCUGCGAGUUUAACAUUCCGAUGAUAAAAGCAGUGUGGUUUAUCAAGAUGACGGCGGCCCACUACCUUGCCAUGCAGGAAAAUAAGCCGAAGAAAAGACAAACAGUUGAUCAGUCACUAGAAUGGACUAUAGGUCUUACAAAGUUUAUGAAGGAACAGUUAAACAAGGUUCAGGAGCAUUACCAUGGCAGCACUACUGGUCCGGUGAUGAGUUUUCUGACCGCCACUCAGGCACCAUCACAGGUCGACCUGGAUCUAGCGCUCAAACAGUGGCAUUACUGUUCACGGCUGGCAAGACAUAUGUAUGAUGAGGGAUUACUGGACAGACAUGAGUUUUUGUCAUGGAUUGUGGAGAUAGUAGAGAAGACAAAACAGACUGAUGAUACUAUACUGAAACUGGUGCUGAAAGAAUUGUUACAGUAUCUUGAUGAGGUGACAUUAUCAGCACAGUUAUCGAGACGUCUAGCUUACGGUGCGGCACGUAGAAUCAGUCAGAUGUGUAAUGAUUCAGGUUGUACCUCGCCCAGGACACAGUCGCCGAUGUUAAACGCAAGUAACAAUAAUAACAAUAACAAUCAGCUGGUAUCCCAGAAUCCUCUGGCUGCAGUGUUUGCAGAGUACAACAAUUGUCCACAACAUAGAGGGAUUAUACUAAGUUUAAGUGCAUGUCUCCAGGUUAUAACAAUGACAAGCCCGUCUGCUAUGAUCUGGAACAACUUAAGUGAAGGUAGGAGUAGUUCCCCUUACUGCGGAUCACCACUGGAUAUUCUCCCUUGUUCACCGUCUUGUUUACCUAUGCCACCAAGUGAACAAAAUAAUCAGAUACGUUCACAGAUUAGGAAUAUGGAGCAGCAGAUACGGUUACGUAGUAGGGCAGCAGAAGUUAGAUGGUCCUCCGAUAAAUGUCAACAGUCUACGACUGGUUAUACUAUGGGUAAAGUUUUAAAUGUUCUGGACAUGUUAGACAGACACAACUUUGAUAAAGUAGAAAGUAACAAUUGUCUAGACUCACUGUAUAACAAAAUCUUCACCGUCACACAGAACAAAGAUGGAAAUGAGGAAUGUGUUUCUUUAUUUUUACCAUUGGUCAGUGAGACCCAAAUCAAGCUGCUUAUAGACUGUGUGAGUACAAAGAGAAAAGGUGCUCAUAGAGCUGUUGUGGUUGCUAAGUUACUAGAGAAAAGGCAAAGUGACAUUAGGGCAGAGAAAUAUGGGGAUUCGGAUGUACCUGAUGAUAAAGAUUCUGCUGGUAGUGAUAUGAUGAUACCAGCCAGUGUUCCUGUCUUCCAGUCCUUACUUCUUAACUUCCUAGAUACUAAAGCUCCUGUUCUAGACGAUACAGCUAACUCGAGUGAGGACAGCCAGCAAGCGUUUGCUAACUUGAUCCACCUGUUCUCAGAGUUAAUACGUCAUGAAGUAUUCUCACACGAUGCGUACAUGUGCACGUUGAUCUCGCGUGGUGAUCUCAUGUCAGCGCCAGCUGUAGCUUCCAUGGUGGCCGACAGUGUCGACUUACUCAGUAUGAAGAGUGAAGUGGAGAGUAUUAAACAUGAACAUCAAGAUGAUAUAAAGGUGGACAUGGACAUACAUACAAUGGAUACAGACUUUGGUAGCUUCUUUGACGUGAAAGAUGAACCAAGACUUAGUCCCACUGCACCUGCUUCCGUUAAAUCAAUUAAGUCAGAGAAAGAGCAGCCUAUAGCAAGUGUUAGUAAGCCCGAGCCGCCGAUGAUGGCGGAACUUAAAGGUCCAUCCAGACAUCAGCAGUACGCUACCCACUUCCCUCUACCUCAAGACGAGUUGUCAAGUCACGAAUGUAAUCAAAGGCUAGUGGUUCUGUUUGGUGUCGGAAAAGCUCGGGACGCUGCGCGCCACAUCUUAAAAAAGGUCGGGAAAGAGAUCCUACGAUUGUACAGUCGUAAAAGCUGUAUAGACAUGAGUAGCGGUGAUCUCGGUAAACCGAAGAAAAAGAAAGAUAAAGACGAACCAAGUUCAGUUUCAGUUGUCGGUAACCUAGAAGUGCUGUUUGGAAAGUUUCAUAAGUUAUCGUAUUACGAUCAACAUGUGGUCACGUGGCAGUGUACCAUGGCCGUUCACGAACAGAUCAAUUGUUUUACAUCGGGAACGUCGACGUAUUUACCGCAGGUGGAGAAUAUAUCGUACUUGUUUGAUCUGAUGGAACAUUCAAUGGCUGUUAACACUCUCCUAGAAUUUUCCGUACAGCUUCUGAAAGAUUUGAGUAUAGUGGAAAGCCAGCUGUCUGCCAGUAACUCUAACUUAUCUGGCAUCUACACAACAUCACUGUGUCUGUGUAUUGUAGCUAUCUUCAGGAAAUAUCAUUCCUUCCUGCUAGUCUCCGAAGAUCUCACAUUUCAGGCAUUUGAAGGUCUGAUUGGUGUGGUGAAGCAUGUAUGUAACCCAGCCGACUGUUCAUCAGCAGAGAGAUGUAUCCUGGCAUACCUGUAUGAUGUCUACACGUCCUGUAGCUAUCUCAAGAACAAGUUCCAAGAGAUGUUUAGUAAUGCCUACUCUAAGAUACGAGUAACAUUAUAUGCUGAUAUCAAGCCAUCUGCCUCUAACCUCAUGUGGGAUCCAGCAUUCAUGGGGAGCUUCCUGGAAAAUGCCAAGACAAUCCCUAUAGAACAGGCAUUGAUAGAUCAGCUGAAUAAACAAGGGGCUAGUAGAUACAGUUUUGUUGUGAACACAAUGCUGAAUAUCUGUAAAUUUCUACUCUCAUCUGACAG